GGCCUGAGAAGGAUCCAAAAGUGAAAGAAGACAGCAUCAACCACUUGCAGUUUUUCAAAGCUCACAGGAAACGCUAACAAUGGUUGCAUGUGGCUGGACAAAGGAUCUGUUUAAUUACGACUCCCCAAAACUGAUCCGUUUUCCGAGUGUUGGAUGUGUAUGUGUGAAGUGGUGCAUUUAUGUACUUAUUGCCGUGUAUAUUUGUUACACACUCAUUGUUCACAAGCGCUAUCAGGAGAAAGAAGAACUUACCAGCUCCGUUCGCAUUAAUCUGAAGGGAGUGGCUCAUGCAGACAGGAUCUGGGAUGCAGCAGAAUACACCAUACCAACGCAGACAAGAGACUCUUUUUUUGUGAUGACCAACAUCAUUCAGACAGAGAAUCAGCUUCAACAGACUUGUCCUGAGUAUCCCACCGCCAAAGCGAUCUGCUCUUCCGAUAAGUCCUGUAAAAAAGGGAGCAUAGAUGUCCACAGUAAUGGAGUUCAAACAGGAAGAUGUGUGCUUUAUAAUGCAACUUAUAAGACCUGUGAGAUCACAGCAUGGUGCCCUGUUCAAAAGGAAGAAAGCCCCCCCGUGCCAGCUGUUCUGAGGAGUUCUGAAGACUUCACAGUGCUCAUAAAGAACAACAUUCACUUCCCCACAUUUAAUUACACCGUACAAAAUAUUUCACCUAAAUUGAAUACUUCCUGCAAAUUCAACAAGGUAACUUCCCCACUCUGUCCAAUAUUCCGUCUGGGAGAUAUCCUUCACGAAGCAAAAGAGAACUUUUCUGAGGUGGCAGUAAAGGGAGGAAUCAUUGCCAUUGAGAUUAAAUGGGACUGUGACUUAGACAGUUGGUCUUACUCCUGCAGUCCACAGUACAGUUUCCGCCGCCUUGAUGACAAAACAAGAACCCUAUACCCUGGAUUCAGCUUCAGAUUUGCAAGGCACUACAAGCUACCAAAUGGGAAAGAGCAGAGAACCCUUUACAAAGCCUAUGGAAUACGGUUUGAUGUCCUUGUGUUCGGCAUGGGUGGAAAAUUUAAAGCCAUUGAACUCUUUACAUUCAUUGGGUCCACGAUCACCUAUUUUGGUUUGGCUUUGACUGCUAUAGAAAUGUGUUUUCAUUUAUACAAUUGCUCCAGCUGCCUCAAAAUACCAUUCUGUGAAAAUUUAAUCAGGAAGAAGUAUGAGACUGUGCUGAUGCCAGAACAGGUGAUGUUUGUGUCCUUUGUCGAUGAGCCACAUGUUAUUUUGAUAAAGAUGCCUCUGAAAACAAGCUUGCAGAAUGCUGAGGGCAGCAUUUUUGAGAACCACCCUGUGAAAUUCUAUGAUCCUCGCACCUGCUGCUCCCAUGAGUCCAACGAGAACCACGGUACUGGAGAGUACAAGCUCAGGCCGCUCGCACAAAGCAUCUCUUCCACAGACUGCCCCGAGUGGUGCAGCUGCGGCCUGUGCAAGGUGACAGAGAAGUACCACGAGCAGCUCUGCUGCCGAAAAAAAAAUGGGCAGUGUAUCACAACCACCUAUUGGUUUACGCAGCUGGUGUUGUCUAGAGACACUCUGAAUAAAGCCCUCUUCUAUGAAGACCCCUUUCUGGACCUGACAGGUCAGAAUUCCAACAGCCAGCUGCGUCGUGUUGCUUACAAGCAGUACAUUCGCUGGCGCUUUGGCUCUUUUGAUCUGGAGGACAGAGCCAUCAUCCCAAGCUGCUGCAGGAGGCUGGUUAGAAAUACUUAUCCCAGUGCAAAUGGCAACUAUACUGGUUUUAAUAUGGAAUGAGGAUGUAGUUUAACUUGGCUCAUAUUCUGGACUUUCAACCUUUUUAUUUUAUGCACCUUUUAUGGACCUAUAGAAGAAGAAGAAAAAGCAUAUGACUUUCCAAGAUCUGCUGUGCAGCUGAAUUCUUGUGUACUGUCAUUGGAGAGGGACUAUUGCCUACUGCUUGGCUUAGAGGAAGAGGGGCCUUGAGCUAAAGUGCUUCCUUCUGCCUUUGGUUUGGAACUGUAGCCUCUGGGGUGAAUUCUUAGUGCUGCAUUUUAGUGAGAAGUUCCAGGCCUUUGCCUUUGCUUUGGUGUGUACCAAAGUUCCAGAUGAAUCAGGAGAUGACCAACACCCUGAAAAUAAGGUAGAGCCAAGGCAUGACCCCUGAAAGAAGAGAUACCACUUGAAAAUGUCAUCCUAUGUGUUUCUGUCCCCUAGCCUCACCACCACGCUGUGGCCCUGGACCAGGGCUAACAGAAAGAGGCCACUUUGCAUGUAUAUUUGUAACCCACUGUUAAAGACCUCACAGUCCAUCCAGAUUAAACAGGCUUAUUUCAGAUUUCAGUGACACAAAGCAUUUUCUGAAAACCCCAGCUGUUCUCUCCGCAUUAGUUCCUUUCGCUUAAAUCGGGAAUUACAAUGGAAAGUACUUACAUCAUCUUUGUGUAAUAUUUUCAGGCAUUUCAUUCAUAUUCACCGAGUUUUAAUGCUAAGUCUUUGGCCUCCUGUUUGCUCUUCGCUUCAAACAGGCCUUGCCUCCUACACCUCCUCCCACGGAACUCGGCACAGCGCAGGUUGCUUUUUGCAGUGAUGCAUAAGGCCACAGCGCAGCCAAGGAGCACCAAAUUCAGGGCAGUUUCGUCUGUGCUCCAACACCUUUCCAGUUCUUUCUUUUUGCUGCCCUUGGAGACGUUCUAUUUUUGUAGAAACAAGGUGAGAGGGAUUGUAAUGUGUAUAUUCCACACUCCUUUCCACUGAGCUUUGUUCUUUCUGAGCUACACCAGCAGUUUGCCAUUUCAAUUUCCCACGUAUAUUUUUUAAAUAAAUUGUGGAUGAUGCAAGCCACAUUUGUACUUUCA
This is a messenger RNA of Numida meleagris (helmeted guineafowl), 2823 nucleotides long. RefSeq names its product purinergic receptor P2X 7 (gene P2RX7). Gene Ontology annotation, cellular component: plasma membrane; nuclear inner membrane. Gene Ontology annotation, molecular function: ATP binding; purinergic nucleotide receptor activity; extracellularly ATP-gated monoatomic cation channel activity. Bases 80 to 1762 code for a protein of 560 amino acids. The record is from RefSeq and is a predicted model, not a curated record. Gene Ontology annotation, biological process: monoatomic cation transmembrane transport; response to ATP. Lineage: Eukaryota; Metazoa; Chordata; Aves; Galliformes; Numididae. The transcript is spliced from 13 exons.